AUGUACCGGAGUGUUAGGGUUGAGAAGGCCACUUGUGCCCUUGAUUCUCAUGACUUCAGCAAAGAUUCUGACGACAUCUUUCCCAUUCCAGAGCAACAAAACAACACAUCUCCUGAUAACAGAUUCCUUUCCGUUGGGUAUUAUUUUAUCACCUUCAUGGCACGCGUCGAUGAUGAUGAUGAUUCCAGUAGUAGGGAAGAAGCCUUUGUAGGUGAGUAUGUUGUUUAUCCUGCUAGUAGUGUAGAGAAGUCAAUGGCGGUGUUCUGCCAGAAGAAAAGUGUGGUAUUUGAAGGUUGGGAAAAGAGUAAGAAUACUUGUAAGUGCCGACUUCCUUGCUGUGACCCUGGUCGCAUUUUUGCUGGUGACUACGCCGCCAAGAACCGACUAGCCCGCUCGAAGGCUGCUUCUUGA
Oldenlandia corymbosa var. corymbosa is the source of this 411-nucleotide messenger RNA. The record is from the annotation of a GenBank genome assembly. NCBI's taxonomy places the organism in Eukaryota, Viridiplantae, Streptophyta, Magnoliopsida, Gentianales, Rubiaceae.